AAUGGCUUCCCCAAAAUUUACAAUCUCUUGUUUCUUUUUUCUCUCAUCCAUUGUUAUUCUUGUACAAACAUCUAUUUCCGUGGAUCCACUCUUUAAUUUUUGCUCAAAAUCUGGAAACUUCACAGCCAAAAGUUACUAUGCCAAAAACUUGAAAAACCUCUUAGGUGAUCUUUAUUUUAAAACCCCCUUAACAGGCUUUUCCACUAGCUUAAUUGGGAAAAUCCCAUAUCAAACAUAUGGACUUUCUUUAUGUCGUGGUGACAUAUCAAGCAAAACAUGCAAGUCACGCAUAGCAAAUACAAGUGAACAGCUAGGAAAAUAUUGUCCUUAUGACAAAGAAGCCAUCAUAUGGUAUGAUAAUUGUCUCUUGAAAUAUUCAGACAAACAUUUUCUAGGAAAAAUCGAUAAUACGUACAAGUAUUCCAUGCCGAAUAAUUUGAGCAAAAUGCCAGAAUUAUUUAAUGCAAAGGCCAAGGUGUUGUUGGGUAGUUUGGUUGAAAAAACAUAUUACGGCAAUUUGUAUGCAACUGGAGAGGUGAAGAUUGGAGAAAAUAAGAAAUUGUAUGGAUUGGUUCAGCGCACAAGGGAUGUUUCUGGAGGGGAUUGUAAGAAGUGUCUUGAGGGUAUUAUUAGUACUGAAUGUUCUAGUUGUUGUGAUGGGAAAGAAGGUGGAAGAGUUUUUAGUGGGAGCUGUAAUUUUAGAUAUGAAAUUUACCCUUUUAUUAGUUAUCCUAGAAGAUAUAAAAUUCUUAUGUAGAGCUUGAACUAAAAAUCCAAUAUUACCAUAUUGGUUAGAGUAUAUAGCUUGCACUUCAA
Molecule: messenger RNA, 816 nt
Organism: Lycium barbarum (goji berry)
Lineage: Eukaryota; Viridiplantae; Streptophyta; Magnoliopsida; Solanales; Solanaceae
Product: cysteine-rich repeat secretory protein 38-like
Exons: 1
Coding region: 2-757 (251 amino acids)
Source: RefSeq, a predicted model, not a curated record